AUGAAAGUACCUCUGGGCACAGCUGGGGGGGAGCCCCAGGGCGGGAGGGCACAGGGGGGCUGCAGAGCGCUGGCCUGUCCCCCAGGCAGGCUCCCCCUGCCUCCCCUGAGCCUGGGCAGCUCCCUCUGCUUUCUCCCUGCAGUUCCCCUCGUGGAAAGGCCCAAGACAGCGAAGCGUGGGGAGAGCCGGCCUGACAGCCCCAAGGCAGAGGGCAAAGAGAAGGACGAGGCUGCCAGCAGCGACGUUGGGGACAGUGACACGGCACAGAGUGACACGGCACAGAGCAGGGCACAGGCUGCCACGGCACAGAGGGGCGUGGGACAGAAGGACACGAGGCAGCGGGGUGACACAGGACGGACUGACACGGAGCAGAAGGACGCGGGAAGGGGUCCGCGAUCGAGCGGCAGAGGACGGAUGGACGUGGGACAGGAUGAGACGGGACAGAGUGACAUGGGCCAGAAGGAUGUGGGGAAGAGUGUGAAAUGGAGGGACAGAGGAGGGACUGACAUGGGACAGGAGGACAUGGAACAGAUCAAGAAGGAAGAGAUGGAGAUGGACAUUGCUGAGGUAGAGGCUCUUCCCAGCUCCCUGGACAGUCCCCCUGCGAUGACCAGCACGGGACAGAUCAAGGAAGAAGAGACCAAGAUGGGCAUCUCCAAGGCUCCUCCCCAUGCUCAGACAAAGAUUGCAGAUGGCACCACCUCAGAAAUGCACCCAGGAGCCCCUGGCAGCAGUGCCCCAGUCCAGAGGGUGCAGUCAGUCCGAGGCGUCCCAGGAUCCCAGGACCUGUGGGUGCCAUCUGAGAGCGUGGCUGGGCCCAGCAGGUGA
Melospiza melodia melodia is the source of this 828-nucleotide messenger RNA. RefSeq lists its product as uncharacterized. The transcript has 2 exons. The coding region runs from base 1 to 828 and encodes 275 amino acids. The record is from RefSeq and is a predicted model, not a curated record. NCBI's taxonomy places the organism in Eukaryota, Metazoa, Chordata, Aves, Passeriformes, Passerellidae.